Messenger RNA from Ilex paraguariensis (yerba mate), 3620 nucleotides. NCBI's taxonomy places the organism in Eukaryota, Viridiplantae, Streptophyta, Magnoliopsida, Aquifoliales, Aquifoliaceae. The record is from the annotation of a GenBank genome assembly.
AUGGGAUCAAUGAAGAGGAAAUCACUGGAAGACACAUCUACGGAGUUUACGCCUCCAGCUAAACAACAGAAAGAGAAUGUUUUAUUCGGCGGCGCGGAUGAGGUGGUAGCUUGCGUUCACGAUGUAUCAUACCCUGAAGGCCACAUUCCUCGUCCUUCAAGUUCCUUUUCAGCUCAAGAAGACUCGAAACCCGCAAAGGAAUUUCCAUUCACUCUCGACCCUUUUCAGUCCGAAGCAAUCAAAUGCCUCGACAGUGGUGAAUCCGUCAUGGUAUCGGCUCAUACAUCAGCAGGGAAAACUGUUGUGGCUUUAUAUGCAAUUGCUAUGUCGUUGCGGAACAAGCAACGUGUUAUAUACACUUCACCUAUCAAGGCACUCAGCAAUCAAAAGUACAGAGAGUUUAAAGAAGAGUUCUCAGAUGUCGGUUUGAUGACCGGAGAUGUAACAAUUGAUCCCAAUGCUUCUUGUUUGGUAAUGACUACAGAAAUCUGGCGUAGUAUGCAGUACAAAGGAUCCGAGGUUACUCGUGAGGUAGCUUGGAUUAUUUUUGAUGAGGUACAUUACAUGCGUGAUAGGGAAAGAGGGGUGGUAUGGGAAGAGAGCAUUGUCAUGGCCCCAAAGAAUUCUCGAUUUGUAUUCCUAUCUGCUACAGUGCCCAAUGCAAAGGAAUUUGCUGAUUGGGUUGCGAAGGUCCACCGGCAACCAUGUCAUAUCGUUUACACUGAUUAUAGACCAACACCCCUUCAGCAUUAUAUCUUCCCUUCUGGAGGUGAUGGUCUGUACUUAGCAGUGGAUGAAAAGGGAAAAUUUCACGAGGAUAGCUUUCAGAAAGCUUUAAAUGCUCUUGUACCUGCUAGUGAAGGUGAGAGGAAAAGGGAAAAUGGAAAAUGGCAGAAGGGUUUGAUGGUUGGUAAAGCUGGUGAAGAAAGUGACAUAUUCAAGAUAGUGAAAAUGAUUAUUCAGCGUCAAUACGAUCCGGUGAUAUGUUUUAGCUUCAGCAAAAGGGAGUGUGAAUUUCUUGCAAUGCAGAUGGCAAAGAUGGAUCUAAAUGAAGAUGAAGAGAAAGUGAACAUAGAAACUAUUUUUUGGAGUGCUAUGGACAUGUUAUCUGACGAUGAUAAGAAGCUACCUCAGGUUUCAAAUAUGCUGCCCCUCUUGAAACGUGGAAUAGGUGUGCAUCACUCUGGAUUGCUUCCAAUACUGAAGGAAGUGAUUGAGAUACUAUUUCAGGAAGGGCUCAUCAAGUGUUUAUUUGCGACAGAAACAUUCAGCAUAGGAUUGAACAUGCCUGCAAAAACUGUUGUCUUCACAAAUGUUCGAAAAUUCGAUGGAGAUAAAUUUAGAUGGAUAUCCAGUGGAGAAUAUAUACAGAUGAGUGGUCGUGCUGGUCGUCGAGGAAUUGACGAACGCGGGGUCUGCAUCCUCAUGGUGGACGAGAAGCUGGAGCCCUUUACUGCCAAAAUGAUGCUUAAAGGAAGUGCUGAUUGUUUGAACAGAUGGAUAUCCAGUGGAGAAUAUAUACAGAUGAGUGGUCGUGCUGGUCGUCGAGGAAUUGACGAACGCGGGGUCUGCAUCCUCAUGGUGGACGAGAAGCUGGAGCCCUUUACUGCCAAAAUGAUGCUUAAAGGAAGUGCUGAUUGUUUGAACAGUUCCUUCCAUUUAAGCUACAACAUGCUUUUGAAUCAAAUGCGAUGUGAAGACGGUGAUCCUGAGAACUUGCUCCGGAACUCAUUCUAUCAAUUUCAAGCUGACAGAGCUAUUCCAGAUCUUGAGAAACAAGCGAAGAUGCUCGAAGAGGAGAGGGAUUCAAUUGUCAUUGAAGAAGAAGAUAGUUUGGAGAACUAUUACUCUCUGCUACAGCAGUACAAAAGCUUGAAGAAGGAUGUUCGUGAUGUUAUUUAUUCUCCAAGGUACUGCUUGCCCUUCUUGCAGCCUGGCCGGCUAGUAUGCAUCCAGUGCACAAAGAGUGAUGAAAGUUCCGCAUCUUUCUCCAUAGAGGAGCAGGUCACAUGGGGAGUGAUACUCAAUUUUGAAAGAGUGAAAGAUCUUUCUGAAGAUGAUGCAAAUAAACAACCAGAGUAUGCAAAUUAUACGGUGGAUGUUCUCACAAGGUGUGCAGUCCGUAGGGAUGAACUUGCUAAAAAGACAAUCAAAAUAGUUCCAUUGAAGGAGCCUGGAGAACCUGUUGUUGUUUCCAUUCCUCUCUCUCAGAUUGAUAAUUUAAGUAGUGUCCGGCUAGUAAUACCAAAGGAUUUUUUGCCGCUGGAAGCUCGAGAAAAUACUAUGAAGAAGGUGUCUGAAGUUCUCUCCAGAUUUGCUAAGGGGAUGCCUUUAUUGGAUCCUGAAGAGGACAUGAAGGUUCAAAGUAGCUCAUACAAAAAGGCAGUCCGUAGAAUUGAGGCCUUAGAGAACUUGUUUGAAAAGCAUGAAAUUGCAAAGUCUCCACUUAUCGAGCAAAAGCUCAAAGUUUUACACAAGAAGAAAGAACUUACGGCCAAAAUUAAGUCAGUUAAGAGAACAAUUCGCUCUUCCACGGCAUUGGCUUUUAAAGAUGAACUUAAAGCGAGGAAAAGGGUCCUGAGGAGACUAGGGCAUGCUACAAGGGAUGAUGUUGUGGAGUUGAAGGGGAAGGUUUCUUGUGAAAUCAGUAGCGCAGAUGAGCUGAAUUUGACAGAACUCAUGUUUAAUGGAGUCUUGAAGGACAUCAAUGUAGAAGAGAUGGUAUCUCUUCUCUCUUGUUUUGUGUGGCAAGAGAAGCUUCAGGAUGCUCAGAAGCCCAGGGAUGAACUUCAAUUGCUCUUUACACAAUUGCAAGAUACAGCUCGAAGGGUUGCCAAGGUUCAGCUUGAGUGCAAGGUUCAAAUUGAUGUGGAGAAUUUCGUAAGUUCUUUUCGGCCUGAUAUCAUGGAGGCCGUGUAUGCUUGGGCAAAAGGGUCCAAAUUCUAUGAGAUAAUGGAAAUCACACAGGUUUUCGAGGGAAGCUUGAUCAGAGCUAUCAGAAGACUGGAGGAAGUUCUUCAACAGUUGAUACAAGCUGCAAAAUCCAUUGGAGAAACAGAGCUUGAAGCCAAAUUUGAAGAUGCUGUUUCCAAGAUCAAGAGGGACAUCGUCUUUGCCGCAUCACUUUACUUGUAGACUGAAAGAUUCAGUCAUAUUCUGAUAUGUCAGGGGAUUCAGAAAGAUAAGGAGAUACAAUUCUUUCAGAAGUUUUGGCGAAUCUGCAAGCAGAUGCAUAUGACGUUGCUGUAAAAAGAGAUGGAGAUCAGCUGGGUCAACGAGCAUUAUAGGGUGUGCAACAUUUUUGUUGUGGAACUUACAUGCUUGAAGGCUUGUCCUGGUUUGUUCAUGUCAAGAGCAGGAAGUGAGACGAUCCUCGACUUCAAGUUUAGGUACCAUAACAUCUAAAAUUCAGAGUGAAUUUGUAUUCUACUUGUCAACGAGCCUUCACACGUUGACCCCUAAUUUUGACUGAUUUUUCAGGCAAUGGUUGUGUGCCAUGACAAAUUCAGUUCUCAGCACUAUCCUCCAUAAUGUUAUUUUUUGCCGCUUGUAUAAUUAUAAGAGUAAUUAGUGGGACUUUUUUCUUUUAUUUCAAUAAAAAUUUUGUUCCAAUAGCGUUC